Parastagonospora nodorum SN15 is the source of this 996-nucleotide messenger RNA. RefSeq lists its product as hypothetical. Bases 1 to 996 code for a protein of 331 amino acids. The record is from RefSeq and is a predicted model, not a curated record. Lineage: Eukaryota; Fungi; Ascomycota; Dothideomycetes; Pleosporales; Phaeosphaeriaceae. The transcript is spliced from 2 exons.
AUGCUGCUCAAGUACGCAGCAUGUCUUGUCGCUGCAGUCGUGAGGGUAGCCGCUCAUCACCCACCUCGACCGCGCGCCCCAGGUGUUGCAUUUGGAUUGACGCCUGACUAUGGGACUGCGGUAAUCCACCUGAAGAACGGAACCACAAUCCCCAUUGCCCAAGUACAAGGGUCGGCUGAAUACCAGGCUUUCAUGAGAGUCAACACCACUGCACCCGCUGAUGAGAGUUCCUUGUGUAAAUGGUUCGCACCAACACUCGAUCGUCUACCAUCAGCGCUGGGGCUUAAUGUUGACAUCUGUCGCAGCCCAGAUCUCAUCAGUACCAAGGCCUUGAUAUCUUCACUCAAACUGUCUGUAGAGUCGCAUCUCGGGACCAACAUCUGCUUCGCUUCACUCGUUCUCGACGACCCGACCAGUCCUCAAGCCCGCAUUGCUGAGCAAGCUCUCGAACUGUCUGGACUCCGGCAAGUAAUGCCAACAGUUCGGAGAGCGAAGGAAGUCUUGUACGACCUUGAGUCGGAUCAAGCUCCUGCAUUCGACGAGGAGCCUUGGACGGUUUUGGUGCUUGAGUACGAUGCGCACUGGUACAGCUUCGGGCUGUAUACAAUCGAAGAGGAUGGCAUAGUGUCACACCUGGAAGAUCCUGUCCAUGGACCGAGGAUCAGCAUUGAUGGCCAGAUGGACUCGCUGAAGAAGGAAAUCAAAGAAUCGUUGGCCAGUUUGCCACCAAGCGUUGAGCGUCCGCGUCAACUGUUCAUGUAUGGUGAACAGGCGGACAAUGCGGAGCUUCUGGACUUUCUCGCGGAGAACUUGGGAUCCGACUUGGUGAAAGAGAGGCGGGCGGACACAUCGGUCUAUGCGGGUAUGGGUUACAUGGCAAGGGCUGCACAUGAAAGAAUGGACGAUGUUCAGUUUGAGACGCGUGAUCAGUCACAGGGUGCCUGGAUGUGCAAGUGGCGGUCCAAGUUGUACAAGGAGGAUCACGAGGAGCUGUAA